AUGGCUUUUCCCCUUGCCGGCCCCCCCAAAUCCCUCCUGGGCUACCACCGCCAACUGGCCCCAAAUGCUGCCGUGCGCGUCUCCCCCCUCUGCCUGGGCGGCAUGUCCUUCGGCACCGCGUGGAAGGACGUGCUAGGUUCCUGCGACAAGGAAACGACCUACGCUCUUCUCGACUACUUCAAAGAAAAUGGCGGCAACUUCGUUGACACGGCGUCCAACUACCAGAACGAGGAGUCGGAGACGUGGAUUGGGGAUUGGAUGGCCGAACGGGGUUGCAGGGAUGAGAUGGUGAUCGCGACAAAGUUUUCGACUGCGUAUCAGGCUUACAAAGGCCAUGACAAGAUUAUUCAGAGUAAUUUUGGGGGCAAUAAUAGUAAAGGGGUGAGGGUUUCGGUGGAGGCGAGUUUAAAGAAGUUGAGGACGGGGUAUAUUGAUCUCUUGUGGUUGCAUUGGUGGGACUAUACUACCAGUAUUCCUGAGUUGAUGCAUACACUGAACGAUCUGGUGGUGAGUGGCAAAGUGAUCUAUCUGGGGGCUUCGGAUACGCCUGCUUGGAUCGUGGCAAAAGCAAACGAGUACGCUCGAGGGCACGGCCUCCGGCCCUUCGUCGCCUACCAGGGCCGUUGGUCCGCCGCAACCAGAGACUUCGAGCGCGACAUCAUCCCCAUGUGCCGCGCUGAGGGCAUGGCGCUCUGUCCCUGGGGUGCUCUCGGGAGCGGAAACUUCAAGACCAAGGAACAGCGCGAGGCCCAGGAUGGCCGCAAGAUGGGUCCAGCGUCGGAGGAGGACAUUAAGCUCUCUGAGGUUCUGGAGAGGAUCGCGAAACGCAAAGGCAGCAUCAUCACGGGCAUCGCACUAGCAUAUGUCAUGCACAAGACGCCUUAUGUCUUUCCCAUCUGUGGUGGGCGAAAGAUCGAACACCUCAAGGGCAACAUCGAGGCCUUGAGCGUGCGCCUGACACAGGAGGACAUGGAUGAGAUUGAUGCUGCAGUUCCUUUUGAUCUGGGUUUCCCGCAUAAUUUUGCCAUCUCGAUCGCCGGAUCAGCGAGCAUUGGUCAUGAGAUUGGACCUGGGGAUCUGUGGUUGGCCACGAUGGCGGGCAAGGUUGAUUUCGUGCAGCGUGAGGCGCCUAUCCCGGGUGGGCUGCACAAUGAGGAGAUGGAGAAGGCACGGAACGGAGCUUGA
This is a messenger RNA of Endocarpon pusillum Z07020, 1185 nucleotides long. Its product is annotated as Norsolorinic acid reductase. The coding region runs from base 1 to 1185 and encodes 394 amino acids. NCBI's taxonomy places the organism in Eukaryota, Fungi, Ascomycota, Eurotiomycetes, Verrucariales, Verrucariaceae. The record is from RefSeq and is a predicted model, not a curated record. The transcript has 2 exons.